AGGGUUUCCCUAUGAGGUGACUCAUCAAAGUGUUGUUUUUCGCCAAGAACACAUGUUUCAGAUGAACCCGCGGUCAAAAUUCUAAAAUUGUUAUACUAAAACAAGUGUUGAUUUUCUUAACUCGUUCUAAAAUACUUAUAAUUCUAUCGUUUCGUUCAGCAGCUGUCGUUGGCUUGUUUACAAAGUUUGGACUCUCGCUAUCGAAGUUGAUAUUGGGUGAUAAAUAAAAGCGAAUAAUUCGCCAACAUGAAAUUGGAGAUUUGUGAUAGUGCUUCGAAUCAUUCUGAUUUUUCAAAUGAUAGUCAAAAUUCACAAUUUAGCACUGCAGACUUCAUGACAUCAAUGGGAAAUGGUUCUUUGCUUCUUACUACGUCUACUGCUACGUUCAUAUCUUUGGAAGGCCUGAACUCAGGGGUACCCACCCGCACCACGCCAACUUUAACUCCUACAACCCUAAGGAAUAUAGAGCAAACCUUCCUUGAAUUGCAAACUAAGCCUGAAACCCACGAGAACGAAGCCGGUUUUGUUCCGCCAAUGGUUCAAUCUAUAGGGAAUAACCAGUAUGUCUCGGUGAACGAAAUCGACAUAUAUUCAAAUAACAGAUCACCAAAUUUGUGGCACAGCUCGUUGUCUCAAUCAAGCUCAGAUUCAAAUACAAGAUCAACACCGCCCUUAGUUAUCCAGACGGUAACACAGACCAGCAAUCUGUCAGGAGGGUCAAGAAGAAACAUGGGGGGAAGGAAACCCACAAAAGAUAUCUCUCUCAGUCCUGAAGAUGAGGAAAGGAGGAAGAUAAGACGGGAAAGAAAUAAAGCUGCAGCGGCAAGAUGCAGGAAACGUCGAGUGGACCAUACAAAUCAACUUAUUGCAGAAACAGAAAAGCUACAGGCUAAGAAAGCAGAGCUCCAGAAAGAAAUUGAGGAAUUUUCAGCAAUGCGACACAAUUUGGAAUAUAUACUUGAAAACCAUCAGAACUCCAGAAAUUGUUGUAUGGAUAGAAGAUCAUGUAGCCCACACGAAAAUAAACCACACCACCCGGCACAUUACUACCCACCCCAACAUCAAAAUCAAGAACGAAUCAAGAUAGAAGUCAUCGAUCAACUACCUCCUGUUCCAAUUCCAUUGGACAACAACAUAUUCUCAAUACCUACCCCUGCCAAACAAAGAUGUCCCCUUCCCCUUUUGAGUUCUACAGUACCAAUAUCUAAACCCAGUAGACCAAAUUCACUGAAUGUUGCCUCUACAGCACCUAAGACUCACAUGGAUGAGAUAGUAGGAGUAUCGAUAACAACUCCAUCUAAUGGAAUGCAAUUCAAUUUCGAUUCACUUAUGGUUGGAGGUACUGGGCUUACACCAGUUUCUGGUCCAUUACCUUCCUGCAGUAUUCAACAGAGAAAUCUACCAAUUAGUAUUGCAGAUGUCACCUCUCCAGACACAUGUAAUCCACCAAAGCUUGUCAGUUUAUAAGCCAUAGUGAGAGAGAGUGAUUUUGCCAAAAUCAAUGAUUUGUAAAUAUUUGGACUAGUUUCCUAAUAUAUGAAAAAACCUUGGUUUUUCACAAACCUUUUCGCCAAAUAACUGUUUUCAAGCUGUCAGUAUGGGUACUAAGUAUUACUUAGGAUUUUCUACAAUUUGAUGAUAUUGAUGUUUUUUCGAGACCUUUACUACUAUUGAAAUUUAUUGGAAAGGUUGUUAAAAUAUUUGGAAGAUUUUGAUAUUGGAUUACAACAAUCUAUUGACUUUUUUGAUGGUUUUCUAUAUCUUGUACAUUGUGCUCUAAGUGGUUAUACCAUUUAUUUCUCGAAUGAAAACUUUCUGCAUAUUUGAUUUUGAAUAUAAUCUUGAAUGAUACAGACGAAGCCAUUUUUGAUGAGUGCUCACGUAAAUUGACAGUGGUGUCUACUUUACCAAAAUAGCCAUGUUUAGUAAUUAACGAAACCAAAAAUAUUUAUUUUGUUCCAAUGAACAGUGUUAUUAGUGUCAUAUUAUUUAAUAUAAUUAUAUAAUAAUGUUCAAUAAAUAUUAUGAUAGUAA
Messenger RNA from Harmonia axyridis, 2034 nucleotides. RefSeq names its product transcription factor kayak (gene kay). The record is from RefSeq and is a predicted model, not a curated record. Gene Ontology annotation, cellular component: nucleus. Gene Ontology annotation, biological process: regulation of transcription by RNA polymerase II. NCBI's taxonomy places the organism in Eukaryota, Metazoa, Arthropoda, Insecta, Coleoptera, Coccinellidae. Bases 247 to 1467 code for a protein of 406 amino acids. Gene Ontology annotation, molecular function: DNA-binding transcription factor activity, RNA polymerase II-specific; RNA polymerase II cis-regulatory region sequence-specific DNA binding. The transcript is spliced from 5 exons.